Tetranychus urticae (two-spotted spider mite) is the source of this 2329-nucleotide messenger RNA. RefSeq names its product speckle-type POZ protein B. NCBI's taxonomy places the organism in Eukaryota, Metazoa, Arthropoda, Arachnida, Trombidiformes, Tetranychidae. Gene Ontology annotation, molecular function: protein binding. The record is from RefSeq and is a predicted model, not a curated record.
UGAUAUAAUUUCCACUUUGACUUAUUUAAUUUGGUCAUUUGUAUUGGUAAUUUUUAGAUUAUUUUUGACCAACACUUUUGCUACUUAAUAACCUUAUCCUUCUAUGUCAUGAUACUUUAACUAUUAAUCACUUAACUGCGCGAUAUUGCUAGUUGAGCAACCUUUAUUUGUUAAAUCUUAUUAACUUGUCAUUGUUUGGUUUACAUUUUUUUCCUCACUCACUCUCAAUCUCAUCUUUUUUUUCCUCUCACUCCUUUCUGUCUACUUUUCUUUAAAAUCAUAGAGUAAAAAUUUAAAUCUUUACAGUUGCUUGAUAAAUCUGUGUGUUUAUUAACUUCAUCAUCACCCUUAUCAUUGCCAGUUAUUUUUUCAUUUACUUUGGUUGUUAAUCUGAAUGGUCUAAUGAGGGACCAACAAGGCCCAAACAACACCAACAAUACUUCUCGGUUCCGAGUUUAUCCUACUAUGGCUGCAUCCCAUAGAAGAGCUCAAGCUUCUCUGAUGCCAUCAAGUCAAAGUAUCAGUUUGCUGCCGGUUACAAAAUUCAGCCACUUAUGGACGAUCAAAAAUUUCAGUUAUAUUCCUAGUGAUACCGAAUUCAUCUGCUGUCCUAAUUUUUCGCCACCUAAUUCCAAGGAUAAGUGGUUUAUGAAAUUGAGACCCAAAACUUUAGAUGAACAAUCUGGCAUUGAGUAUAUUGGUAUUCAUUUAUUUUUAAGGUCCUGCGAAGACAGGACAAAACAGCAAGUCAGAGCAAAAUAUGUGAUAUCGGUGCUGGAUGCCGAAGGUGAUCCAAGGUACACUGGAGAAUGUAGUCGACAUGAGGGAAGAAUAUUUAAAGCUGGAACCGAAGGUCAUGGAUAUAAGCUUCUAGCUCCUAGAGAAUUACUGCUUAAUCCUGCUAAUAACAUGCUCGGAGCAGAAGAUUCUCUUCGCAUAUUAUGUGAAAUCACCAUGUUUGGAGAAGUGACUUCUUCCUUGGUUCCCUGUCCUGACAAUGAGCAUAUUGAGCUAAUCUACCCUGAGGAAGCUUUGGCUCGCCACUCGAUCGCCAGUGAUCUUACUAAUUUUUUGACCAACGGAGCUGAGAAAACAGACGUAAUUUUGGAAGGAAAAGAUAAAAUCCAAGUCAAAGCCCAUAAAAUUAUCUUGUCAAUGAGAUCGAAAGUAAUCGGAGCCAUGUUCUCCCACGAAACCAAAGAGAAAGCAGAAAGUAAAAUUGAAGUUAAAGACAUCGAUGGAGCUGUUUUAAGAGAAAUGAUUAAUUUUAUUUAUACCGAUAAGGUUGGAAACCUCGAAGAGUAUGCCUGUGACCUGCUUAUUGCUGCAGAUAAAUAUGAUCUACCUAAACUAAAGAUGUUGUGUGAACAAUAUCUUGCCUCUAAAGUUACCAUUGAAACUUCUGGUGAAAUUUUAGCUCUAGCUGAUGCAUGUAAUAGUAUUGAACUGAAAGACAAAUGUUUAGAGUUUGUGGUGAGAAAUUCUCAUAAAAUUGUUAACGCCGACUCUUGGGAAUCACAAGUAGGAAAAAGACCGUCUCUUUUCAAGGAAGCAUUCGAGUUAAUGGCAAAGCGACCAAGAGCAAAUUAAUCGAGAUAUUAGGUUAGGAUAAAUAAACAAAAAAGGAUGGAUCAUCCAUAAUUUUCUGCUUCAUGGAAAAGAAGAGUGCAAUUUUUUUUUCAUCCACAGAGUACAAUGAAAUCGUUUCAAACACACGGCGAAGAAGGAAAAGUCAGGGGAAAAGAAAAGAAUCAACUAUCAACUGCAAGACAAAAGAGCACAAAACUAUCAACCAUUUCCUACUUUUUUAUGUAAAAAUCCACCUCUGUAAACAUUUUUUUAGUUAAGGUCUCUAUAUUUACUCACACUGUCUCUUCUCUUGCCCCCCUCUCUUAAUCUUGUGCUUGGAUAUGUUUUUUUUCAUAACAGCUGAAUCUUUGAACGAAUCCUGUUUGGAUUGGUCUGAUAGUCUGAUUGUCAUACAAUCAGAACACAUGUUCACAAAUUUAUUUAAUAUAUAUUGCUUGGUUCAUACUUUUUCUUUUCCUCUUCCCUUGUUUUCCUUUUGCCUUUAAAUGAUCCAAUUGUUUCAAAAUCACACCUUAUUCAUAUGCAUAUAUAUAUAUAUAUUUAUAUUUGUAACUUCAUCAUUUUAAGAAUGAUAUAAUCCUGUUCAUGUUUUUUUUGAUUUAUAUCAUCUUUUUUUGACUUUCUUUCUCUUGUCACAGUUGUAACUCCUUCUUUACUCUCUGCUAUAUUGGUCAACUUUCUUUUAAAAUGAUUUCUAUUGAUUAAAAACAAUAAACGAAGACAUUGAGCAAUAUUAAAA